Macrobrachium nipponense is the source of this 1155-nucleotide messenger RNA. RefSeq names its product annexin B9-like. Bases 45 to 965 code for a protein of 306 amino acids. Lineage: Eukaryota; Metazoa; Arthropoda; Malacostraca; Decapoda; Palaemonidae. The record is from RefSeq and is a predicted model, not a curated record. The transcript is spliced from 7 exons. Gene Ontology annotation, molecular function: calcium-dependent phospholipid binding; calcium ion binding. Gene Ontology annotation, cellular component: cytoplasm.
CCUGUAUUCAAACUAGGAUUGAGGCUGCAGCAACGGUGAAACCUAUGGUUCCUUUCGAACCCACGGUAGACGCAGAAAACCUGAAGAAGUCGAUGAAGAUUCUCGGCACUAAUGAGGAAGCUAUCAUCGAAAUCUUAACGAAGAGAACAUCUUUGCAGAGACAGGAAAUUUUGAGACAGUAUCGUCUUGCCUACGACAGAGAUUUAGUGAAGGACCUUAAGCAUCAUCUCCAUGGCAAAUUCGAGGACGUUGUCGUGGCUUUAAUGACGCCUUUGCCAGAGUACCUCGCCCACGAACUGCACAGGGCAAUGAAGGGCAAAGGCACCAACGAGAAGGUUCUCAUCGAAAUUCUUUGCACCAACGACAACAAGACCAUAAAGGCCAUCAAAGCGGCUUAUGAGGAGCAAAAUGGGAAAUCCUUGGAGAAAGCCGUCAAAGAGGAGACAUCUGGAGACUUUAAGAAGCUCCUGGAGGACCUUGUGUCCUGUGACAGGGAGGAGGACGAGUGUCGACCGGAGCUGGCCUCGGAACUUGCCAAGGAACUGUUUGAUGCAGGGAAAGGCAAAGUGGGCACAGAUGAAGACAAAAUCAGACACAUUCUGACCAAGUAUUCUUAUAGCACCCUACGGUGCGUAUUCGUAGAAUACCAGAAGCUGGCAGGCGGUCCUUUUGAGAAGGAUCUCAGGAGCGAAUUAUCCGGCGAUUUCUUGGAAGCCAUAUUGGCCGUCUACUCCAGCAUCCAGAACCCAGCGAACUUCUUCGCACGCGAACUCCACGCCACCAUGAAGGGAGUGGGGACGCGCGACCGAGCGCUGACUCGCCUGAUCGUAUCCAGGUGCGAAGUGGAUACGAAGGCCAUCAAGACCGAGUUCAUAGACAUCUACGGGAAGACCCUCGAAAAGGCUAUCAAGGGCGAAACACAUGGUGACUACAAAAAGGUCCUUCUUGCCCUCAUCGACGGAUAACCACUCCAGAUAACGUUCUGUCAACAAUGCUGUGGCAACAUUAUUUAUGGACAUAAUCUUUUAACACAAGAUAGCAUAUCGCCAAAGUUAAAAUUCAUUGAGGGAUUUUUCUAAUUCUUGCUUCAUAUCUACACACAAGCAUAUACAAACACGCACACACAUUAUAUAUAUAUACGUAUAUAUAUAUAUA